AGAGUUAGCAUACUAAGCUUAGAUCCAAACAAGGUAGCAUACUGCCAAAAAUUGCUCCACCCCACCACCACCCUAUACUCGCUUGUGACCCCUGAUCCAACAACAUCCCAUAGAAUCCCAAUGUUCUCUUCUUUUUUUGGUUGGAGAAAACUAGAGUAGACCACAUCUACAUUCACUUCACACCCUUCUUCCUUUUCCUUCAGCAAUCAGCACAGACUCUACAACCCACACACUAUGACAUUGACACUGCCUCCAAAAUCACCAUUCUUCAAGACCAUUCUGUUAUUAUCCACUCUCCUCAGCUGCUAUGUGGUGGCUCUCCCUGAUGCUUCAGCUUCAUCAGCAGCUAGGCCAAUCAGCACAAACCCAACAUCACAAGGAACCAUUCCUGCAUUCCCAGAACAAGCUGAUUCUGCAGGGUGCCCUCUGAGCCUCUCAGAAGAUCACUAUGAAGGGAUAAAGAGUGCAUGUGGAAACAACAAACAUGGUGGUGGUGAUGAGAAACUCCACCAUAGCAGAUGCUGUCCUGUUCUGGCUGCUUGGCUCUACUCUGCUUACUCUGCCACUGCCCUUGGUGGUUUGGUACAUGGUUCACCAUCCUAUGACAUGCCCUUGCUGCCAGAUGAUUCAGAAACCUGUGAGAGUGACUUGGGAAAGGCUUUGAAAGUGAGAGGAAUUGAGCUUGUGCAGCCAAAUGAGACUUGUGAUGUGGUGUAUUGCUACUGUGGCAUUAGGCUUCACCCUUUGAGCUGCCCAGAAUCAUUUUCAGUUACUCCAAGUGGGAAUCUUGUAGGGGAUGAAAAUGUGAAAAGAUUGGAGAGAAAUUGCUUGAGUAGCAGCUCCAAUGUCAAUGAUCUUCCAGGUCUUGGAGGAUGCUCUAAGUGCUUACAUAGCCUCUAUUUGCUUAAAAAGAAGAAGACUUCAAACUCAAGCAAGUUAGAAGACAGGACCACCAAGAUCCAUAACAAAGAUUGUGAGCUGAUGGGCUUGACAUGGCUCCUGAACAAGAAUCGAACAGCUUACAUGCACACAGUUACUGUGGUUCUUCGUGCUUUGAUGUUGAGCACUGAUGGCUCGGACCCACAAUCAUGUACUCUAAACAGUGAUGGAAUGCCUCUUGCUGUUGAUUCCUCAGAAAUGUAUGAUCAGUCUUCAUCAGCCAAACUGCAAGGACCAAUCUAUCUUUCUUUGCUGUUUCUAUAUUUGCUACUAGGUAUGCAUUUCACUCUGUUAUCCAUCUAACUCAUGACAACACAAGGAUUGAUCCCCUCAUCCGGGGCCGGCCCAACCGUAACUGAGGCCUAAAGCGAACUUUAAAGUGAGGCCUAAGUGAUGCAUUUUUGUUUAAAAAAUUUCUUUAUUAAUUUUUAUUUAAAUUUUAUUUUUCGAGCUUUUUGAGAUGUAAAAUCAUUUAUUAAAUUAUCCUAAUCAAUUUGUAUUGCA
Lotus japonicus is the source of this 1443-nucleotide messenger RNA. RefSeq lists its product as uncharacterized. The record is from RefSeq and is a predicted model, not a curated record. Lineage: Eukaryota; Viridiplantae; Streptophyta; Magnoliopsida; Fabales; Fabaceae. The transcript has 2 exons. Bases 235 to 1242 code for a protein of 335 amino acids.